This is a messenger RNA of Cuscuta campestris, 1377 nucleotides long. Lineage: Eukaryota; Viridiplantae; Streptophyta; Magnoliopsida; Solanales; Convolvulaceae. The record is from the annotation of a GenBank genome assembly.
CGAUAUAAUUUAUCCCGAACCAUACCGAACCGAAUUUUCGGGUUCGGUAUCGAGACAAUGUAAAAUCCCAUACCGAACCGAUAAAUGUGGUACGGUAUCGCAACAUUGGAGGGGCAAGCUUGUGAGUGGUUCCAUAAGUUGCCCAAGGGAUCGAUCGACAAGUGGAGCGAUCUGGCCCACAAGUUUCGGGAGCACUUCGCAUCCAGCCAGAGGCAGAAGCUCCCGUUCUCGCAUCUGCUUAAUGUGAUAAUCCGGAAAAGGGAGCAACUCCAGGAAUUUAUCAAUAGGUGGGAGAAGGAGGCUAGGGAUGUCCAAGGGGCAGACGACCAAACCCUGAUCGCGAUGCUCCAAGCAGCACUCCCUCAGGGGGAUGUGCGCAAGGAGCUGCGGCGGAAUCCACUCUCCACCUACCAGGAAAUGAGAUGGACCAGUGCCAAAGGACCACCUCCUCGACCAGAGCGACCAGCAGCGGGGAACCGAACGUGGAGGAGGCCAGCGGCCGCAGCCGCAGCGAUCACUGCUGGGGAAGGGCAGGAGGACGGAAGGCGACAUUUGGGAAGAGAUUGUGAAGACCUGGAUGAGGAAGAGAGGCAGAACCGCCAACAUUUGGGAUGUCGGUUCAUUGUGGGUGGAAAUACCGGAGGGGACUCGGUGUCCUCACGGAAGAAGUGGAAGAACAUGGUUCACCUGGCCGAGGUGCAAAGGCCACCACUGCCCAAGCGGAAGAAGAAAGAACCCUUGAUCUUCACGGAUGAAGAUUACCCGCCAGUCCUUAGCCCCCAUUGGGAUGCACUCGUGGUAAAGAUUGAGAUUAAUAACAUGGUCGUCCACCACACGUUGGUCGAUACCGGCAGCUCCGUCAAUAUUUUGUACAACAAUACCUUUAGAGAGAUGGGCUUAUCCCGGGGGGACCUUAAGCCGGUCCACACCCCGCUGUCAGGGUUCACGGGGGAUACUAUUGAAGCGGAGGGAACCAUUACAGUGAAGGCUGGGGUAGGAGAUGGCACCCACCGACUUUGGCUCGACAUGGAAUUAUGGUAGUGCAUCUUGAUUCUGCACACCAUUUAAACCUAGGGCAACCGGGUUUAGAGGACUUGGAGUGCGUAAUCUCCCCCUUCCACCUGUGCGAGCUUAAUCAACAUGGUACCAGAGCAUUCGAAGGCUUGAUUUUAGCCACAAGGGAAGACGGAUGGGGGCUAAAGGCACAGAUCAGAGCAAGAGUCAAAAAUAUAAAUGCAUCUUUUCCGAUUGAAGACCGCAGCGGCGGCGGUUGGCCUAUGCGAGUUGCGACGCUGAUUCUCACACGGUGAUGGUGGCCGACUACUGCUCUUGACAACGGCUAGAGACGGAAUUGAUGAAGAAAGGUAGGACUCUAGG